This is a messenger RNA of Hylaeus anthracinus, 1722 nucleotides long. Its product is annotated as potassium/sodium hyperpolarization-activated cyclic nucleotide-gated channel 1-like. Lineage: Eukaryota; Metazoa; Arthropoda; Insecta; Hymenoptera; Colletidae. The transcript is spliced from 9 exons. The record is from RefSeq and is a predicted model, not a curated record. The coding region runs from base 1 to 1722 and encodes 573 amino acids.
AUGGAUUUAAUGGCUUACGUUCCUCAUUUCUCGGAAGCGCCAAAUGUCGAAUAUGCACCGAUUAUUCAGCAUAUUUGCCAGCAGCCGACAGAACAAGACGAGUUGGAAAAUCAUAUAAAAGGGAAUUCUGUUGGACCUAAAUUGCAACGGUGGUUCAUGCGACAACGUAUCUUGUCCCGGAAGCAUCCGUUAACGCGUUGGUGGCUGAAAAGCACGUCUACAGUCAAUUACGAGAUCUCGAGACACAUCAAAUCGUAUCCUUAUAUGAUACAUCCUUUUAGUUCGUUCAGGAUCGUUUGGGAAUCGUUAAUGACUGUGUUCACCUUCGUGGGCCUUCUGAUAAUACCAGUUUCCAUCACGUUUCAUUUCGAAAAUCAUGAUAACUGGCAUAUAAUCAACGACAUGAUGAACAUUGUAUUCCUGUGCGAUAUAGUGAUGUGGUUUUUUACUGGCUACUAUGAUUAUCGGACAAAAGUCAUAGUCCUUGAUCCCAGGAUAGUGGCACUAAAAUAUUUGAAAAACUACUUCCUGAUAGACUUCAUGACCGUGCUACCCAUAGGAUUCAUCGAUCUCAUUAUUCCGAAUUCGACGUGGUACUGCACCACUCUCAAUAUGUUGAAGAUCUUACGGAUUCGCAAUAUUAUUGUUUAUUCUCGCAGACUUCAUAACGUGUACCGAAUGAGCUUUCAACAGUACAAAAUUCUAGAAACAUUCUCCGUCAUCGUAGUAUGUGUUCACUGGGCCGGUUGCUUGGAAUAUUAUGUUCCAAUGUCCGUUAAUCACCUGGGCACCUUAAGCAAUGAUUCUUGGAUCAGAUCGUCGUAUUUUCGGAACAAGAAAACAAAAGUGAAAAGAUACCUGGUAUGCCUGAAUCGUGCCGUCACUUCGUUGGUACGUUCCGCGCAUUAUUUAGACGUGAAAACGCCAGAGGACAUAAUAUUGAACUUGAUAUUGACGGUCGUCGGGUUCCUUGGUUUCAUGUAUUUAUUAACCCAAUUCUCUCAUUUGAUGACGACGUUUCACAUAACUAUCAAGCGGCAUCUGAAGAUCAUACAACAGUUACAGGAGUAUAUGCGAUGCAAAGAAUUGCCACACUCGUUGCAACGUCGCUUACUGAUAUUUUAUCAUUACCGAAACAGGAAGGGCUUCGAACGAGAUGCAAAAAUUAUAAACCAAGUUUCUCCCUACUUGCGCGAGGAACUCAUUUUACAUAAUUAUCUGAGGCUGAUCAGCACCGUGGAAUUGUUCAAGCAUCUACCGGAAACGGUGGUGUCCCAGUUGGUCAGCGAGUUACGCUCCGAAAUCUUUAUGACUGGUGAUGAGAUCGUUAAAGCUGGUACACUUGGCGAAUCCCUCUACUUCAUCGCUUGCGGUACUGUGGCGGUGUACACUUCUACAGGAAAAGAAGUAUGUCAUUUGGAGGAUGGAACUUACUUCGGGGAAAUGGCACUAGUGAUGGAAAGCGACCACAGGAUAGCGACCGUGAUCGCGGUAGAAACUUGCGAAGUCAACGUUUUGGAUCGUAAUGACUUUAGGCGACACAUAUCUCCGUAUCCAGACCUAUUGAAUCGUUUGCAAAACGUAGCCCUCGAGCACCUGGAAAAGAGUCUUGCCCUCGGAGACGCGUACAAUCUGGACACACCAACUGGUCCUCGGUAUAUUAACAUAAGUAGCAUACAGAGCAGUAGGAAAGAUGUGCCGUCGCAUCAAACGGAACGCUAA